Caenorhabditis briggsae is the source of this 1236-nucleotide messenger RNA. The transcript is spliced from 9 exons. The record is from RefSeq and is a predicted model, not a curated record. Bases 1 to 1236 code for a protein of 411 amino acids. Gene Ontology annotation, biological process: phosphatidylinositol phosphate biosynthetic process; Golgi organization; endosome organization. Gene Ontology annotation, cellular component: endosome; plasma membrane; trans-Golgi network. Gene Ontology annotation, molecular function: 1-phosphatidylinositol 4-kinase activity. Lineage: Eukaryota; Metazoa; Nematoda; Chromadorea; Rhabditida; Rhabditidae.
AUGUGUGUUUAUGGAUACUUGUCCGAAGUCGGAGCGUCGUUGGUGGAUGAGAAACUCAAACUGGGAAUCGUCCCACCUACUGGGGUCGUGGAAUUGGCGGCGCCAACAUUCUACUACGAUCGCAUCGACCGCGCCAAGGCUAGAACCAAGGAACGGAUUCAGUCAAGAUACCCGAAUAUUGGACGCCGAUUCCAUCGUAUCGGAUUACCAGAGAAGACUGGCAGCUUCCAAUUGUUUGUCAAAGGAUAUCAAGAUGCUGCACAUUGGCUGAGAACCUGGGUCAAUCAGCCAGAGACCGCGCCACCGCCGAUCACUCAGAGAGAAUUUCAGUUCUUGUUCGAGAAACUCGUCGCAUUGGAUUAUAUCAUUCGCAACACUGAUCGUGGAAGUGACAACUGGCUUAUCAAGUAUGUCCUUGCCGAUGUGAUUGAUCGCGCACCGGUUCAUAACAACGAGGUUCCAUGCGACCCCGCCAAUGCUAAGCCUCAGGUACCUGGCGACGAGAAGCUCAUCGAUUUGGUCGACUCGGAAACAAUUCCAGACGCACAAUUCGGAUCGCCCAAUCUUCAUGAUCCAGCACCCGCUGAGAUUGAGUGGGCCGACGUUUCGAUUCCAACUGUCGACGUUGCUGCCAUUGAUAACGGAUUGGCGUUCCCGUUCAAACAUCCGGAUGAGUGGAGAGCGUAUCCAUUUGGAUGGGCACUUCUCCCACAGGCUCGUAUUCCAUUUUCUGAUGAGAUUGUCGACUUGCUUCUGCCAAAAUUGGAUGAUACGAAAUGGGUCAGGGAGCUUUGUGAGGAUCUUCGACGUGUCUUCAAGAACGACAAAGGAUUCGACAAGAAAAUCUUUGAGAAGCAAAUGUCGGUGAUGCGUGGACAAAUCUUCAACUUGCGCGAAGCUCUGAUGAAGAAGAAGAGCCCAUACCAACUUAUCCUGAUGCCACCGCAACUGAUGGUUGAAGUCAAACAAAAGAAGAAGAAAUCCAGAAGAUCCCGCAACGCUGAGUACGAAGAGGCCCCCAACUAUGAUUCGGACGUCUCUGGUGUGCACAGCACAUCUGGCCAUGUGGAAACUGAGCAGCCUGGACCUUCCACGUCGACUGCUGCAGCUGCUAGUGGUACUGGGCCAUCGACUUCGUCUGAGGCAGGCGGCGCAUCGAGUGUUGGCUCCAAGUCGUGGCAGGAGACCUAUGAGCAAAAAGUGCAGACGAAGACCCCAUUCUUCCGUUGGUGGUAA